Molecule: messenger RNA, 2961 nt
Organism: Lutra lutra (Eurasian river otter)
Lineage: Eukaryota; Metazoa; Chordata; Mammalia; Carnivora; Mustelidae
Gene: L3MBTL3
Product: L3MBTL histone methyl-lysine binding protein 3
Exons: 23
Coding region: 515-2857 (780 amino acids)
Biological process (GO): regulation of DNA-templated transcription
Cellular component (GO): nucleus
Molecular function (GO): protein binding; zinc ion binding
Source: RefSeq, a predicted model, not a curated record
GGAGCCCGAGAGUCUCUGUACUGGCUAGUUCGGUCGCGUGGAUUUUUGCGCAAGUUUUUAGAAAAACACUGACUCGAGUAGAGCAUUUCUCCGGAAAGUUUCAAGUGCAGCAAAAUAGCGAACAUGCAAAACUGGCCAAGGGGAGACCCCUAGUGGUUAAACGCAUCUUUAAGUUCGGAAGGCCGAGAGCAAAGUUUGGCCUUUGCUUGUAGCUACGUAGUCUGUUCAGACGUGGAAGUAAUUAGAGGACCUGAGCGAGCAGCCAGAUGUUGAGUGAAUGGAUGCCGAUCACAAAUAGAAGGUUUAGGAAAUAUAAGUUCUGACGAUCCAGAGCCUGUAGCAUCGAUCCCUCUUCGUUUAUAUGGGAAAGAUGCUUUGCUUUUAUCCGGGGAUCUGAGAUGGGUCCAUAACUGGUUAGUGCUGGAUCUUUAGGAGAAGUCUUGGGGGGUGGACAGCAAUCCUAAAGACCACUGGAGAGUUACUUCUUCACCACCACUAGUUUCAAAAAUAAAUCAUGACUGAAUCUGCCUCUAGUGCAAGUGGUCAAGAGUUUGAUGUAUUCAGUGUUAUGGACUGGAAAGACGGAGUAGGCACAUUACCAGGAAGUGACUUGAAGUUUCGGGUGAACGAGUUUGGAGCCCUGGAAGUUAUCACAGAUGAGAGUGAGAUGGAAAACGUGAAGAAAGCAACAGCUACCACAACUUGGAUGGUACCAACUGCUCAAGAAGCCCCGACCUCUCCCCCGAGCACCAGGCCCGUAUUUCCACCUGCCUACUGGACAUCUCCACCUGGAUGUCCCACAGUCUUUUCAGAGAAGACUGGGAUGCCUUUCAGGUUGAAGGAUCCAGUGAAAGUAGAAGGGCUUCAAUUCUGUGAGAACUGUUGUCAGUAUGGCAAUGUAGAUGAGUGUCUUUCUGGAGGAAACUUUUGCAGCCAGAAUUGUGCCCGGCAUAUCAAAGACAAAGAUCAGAAGGAAGAAAGGGACAUAGGAGAAGACAAUGAGGAAGAAGAUCCUAAGUGUAGUCGGAAGAAGAAACCGAAAUUAUCUCUGAAGGCCGACUCCAAGGAGGAUGGAGAAGAGAGAGAUGACGAGAUGGAGAACAAGCAAGAUGGAAGAAUCCUGAGGGGUUCACAGAGAGCCCGAAGGAAAAGACGGGGUGAUUCGGCUGUCCUGAAGCAGGGUUUGCCUCCUAAAGGAAAGAAAGCCUGGUGCUGGGCAUCCUACCUGGAGGAGGAAAAAGCUGUGGCAGUGCCUGCGAAGCUCUUCAAGGAGUAUCAAUCCUUUCCAUAUAACAAAAAUGGGUUUAAAGUUGGCAUGAAAUUAGAAGGCGUGGACCCUGAACAUCAGUCUGUGUACUGUGUCCUCACUGUGGCUGAGGUUUGUGGAUACCGGAUAAAAUUGCACUUUGACGGCUACUCUGAUUGCUAUGACUUCUGGGUAAAUGCAGAUGCUCUGGAUAUUCACCCAGUGGGGUGGUGUGAGAAGACUGGCCAUAAACUCCAUCCUCCCAAAGGUUAUAAAGAAGAAGAAUUUAAUUGGCAGACCUAUCUUAAGACAUGCAGAGCUCAAGCUGCUCCCAAGUCAUUGUUUGAAAACCAGAAUAUAACAGUGAUCCCAUCAGGCUUUCGAGUUGGAAUGAAGCUCGAAGCUGUAGACAAAAAGAAUCCUGCAUUCAUCUGUGUUGCUACGGUAACAGAUAUGGUGGACAAUCGUUUCCUGGUACAUUUUGACAACUGGGACGAGAGCUAUGACUAUUGGUGUGAAGCAUCAAGUCCACACAUUCAUCCAGUUGGUUGGUGUAAAGAACAUAGAAGAACACUUAUUACUCCACCAGGUUAUCCAAAUGUGAAACAUUUUUCUUGGGAUAAAUACUUAGAAGAAACCAAUUCUUUACCUGCUCCUGCAAGAGCUUUCAAAGUGAAACCUCCACAUGGAUUUCAGAAGAAAAUGAAGCUUGAAGUCAUAGACAAAAGAAAUCCCGUGUUUAUUAGAGUAGCAACAGUUGCGGACACGGAUGAUCACCGAAUAAAAGUUCACUUUGAUGGCUGGAACAGCUGCUAUGAUUACUGGGUAGAUGCAGAUUCUCCAGACAUUCACCCUGUGGGCUGGUGUUCAAAAACCGGGCAUCCUCUUCAACCUCCUUUGAACCCUUUAGAAUUAAUGGAAGCUUCUGAACAUGGUGGAUGCUCAACCCCAGGAUGUAAAGGGAUUGGCCAUUUUAAGAGAGUGAGACACCUGGGCCCUCACAGUGCUGCCAACUGUCCCUAUUCAGAAAUCAAUUUGAAUAAAGACCGAAUUUUCCCAGACCGCUUAAGUGGUGAGAUGCCUCCAGCUAGUCCAUCAUUUCCAAGAAAUAAAAGGACAGACACAAAUGAAAUCUCUUCAUCUCCUGAAAUCAGAGACCAACAUGCUGAUGAUGUCAAGGAAGACUUUGAAGAGAGGACAGACAGUGAAAUGAGGACAUCGCAGGAAGCCAGAGGUGCCCGGGAAGAACCUAGCGUACAGCAGGCUCAGCGUCGAUCAGCUGUCUUUCUGUCCUUCAAGUCCCCGAUCCCGUGUCUGCCCUUGCGCUGGGAGCAGCAGAGCAAACUUCUUCCCACCGUAGCCGGAAUCCCUGCCAGUAAAGUCUCCAAGUGGAGCACGGAUGAGGUUUCAGAAUUCAUACAGAGCUUACCUGGGUGUGAAGAACAUGGAAAAGUGUUCAAAGAUGAACAAAUUGAUGGAGAAGCCUUUCUGCUUAUGACCCAAACAGACAUUGUUAAAAUUAUGAGCAUUAAGUUGGGCCCUGCUCUCAAAAUCUUCAAUUCCAUCCUGAUGUUCAAAGCUGCAGAAAAGAACUCUCACAAUGAACUUUGAAGAUGGGGAAUUUGGAAUACCAUCAGCUUUCUGCUUUAAAAGCUCAUGUUUUAUUCAAAGCACAAGGACAGUUAUAACUCCUACGCGAGAAGUCUCCAAAACUC